Molecule: messenger RNA, 1572 nt
Organism: Lycium ferocissimum
Lineage: Eukaryota; Viridiplantae; Streptophyta; Magnoliopsida; Solanales; Solanaceae
Exons: 4
Coding region: 31-1332 (433 amino acids)
Molecular function (GO): S-adenosylmethionine-dependent methyltransferase activity
Source: RefSeq, a predicted model, not a curated record
CAUUGAGAGUGUUGGAGUAGGACUCAGAAGAUGCUAGAAAGAGUGCUCUCUUUACGCAGGGCAGCAUCUCCGGUCACCGACGACGGCGACGGUGACGGAGAAGGAGACGAAUCUAAAACACGGAAGCAAUUAUCUCCGGCGACGAGAUUCACUAAUUACAUGACUCGUACAUGUCACAUCUGGCCAUUUGUCUUUAUUAUAGGACUUGUGUUAGUGGUUGUUACUUCUUUCGCUUAUCACUCACGUGACCUUGUUUGUAUCUCUGCUUCUUCAUCGGAUCAUAUUUCAAGGUUGCGAUUUUUUGGAUUUGAAGGCCUUGAAACUGACUUCGGAUCUCUUGGUGUUCCAUGGUGCAGAUCGAAACAUGAUAAAUCUGUUGAAUGGACCACCAAGGACUUACUCAAAGGUCUGGAGGAGUUUGUGCCAAUAUACGAGACACGACCUAUCAAGAAUAACAUGUAUGGGAUGGGUUUUGACCACAGCUUUGGGCUUUGGUUUAUUACUCGAUGGUUGAAACCAGAGCUGAUGAUUGAGAGUGGCACUUUCAAAGGACACUCAACUUGGGUCCUGAGACAAGCAAUGCCUGAUACACCAAUCAUAUCAAUUACACCCCGUCAUCCAGAGAAAUAUCUGAAGAAAGGACCUGCUUAUGUCGAUGGAAAUUGCACGUACUUUGCUGGAAAAGACUUUGUUGAUUUUGGAAGUGUUGAUUGGGCAAAAGUUAUGAAGAAACAUGAAAUCAAGGAUCUUAGCAAGGUUCUUAUAUUUUUCGACGACCAUCAAAAUGAACUGAAAAGACUAAAGCAAGCACUGAAAGCAGGGUUCAGACAUCUUGUGUUUGAGGACAACUAUGAUACUGGCACUGGAGACCACUAUUCUUUUAGGCAGAUGUGCGAUCAAUUUUAUGUAAGAGGUGGGGGUCAUAGCUGCUUUAAGGAUAGUGAUGAAGCUAGGGUUAGAUCAAGAAGGAAGAAGUUUUGGGAGAAGGCCGUUGAUAUUGAGGAACUAUGCGGUCCUGGUGAAGCUUGGUGGGGUGUGAGAGGGCAGAUGCGUGAUGAUUUUAACCACAGCAAUAAAGCUAUUACUUAUGCGGAGCAUUUUCAAAACAGCAGGUUUGUAGAGUCAGUGUUAGAUGUUUACUGGGAGCUCCCGCCUGUGGCUGGUCCUUCACUUACUCAUCAGACGAGAUACGAUCCAGCUCGUGCACAAAGUCCUAUUAUUGAAGAUGGCAGAUAUAGAUUGUUUCAGAGGCUUGGCUUAUCUGGACUCGAGACUUCUGUAUUCAAUGGUUACACUCAAAUGGUCUAUCUUCAGGUGUCGCAAGAACCUUAAUUGGUUUUAGAUUUGGUCAAAAAUGAGCUUUUUGUUGCCACUGUAUUAGGUUUUUGUUUUGUUCUUUACAUGUAUAUCUCCUUUCUCUCUCUAUUUCUUCAGUUCUUUGGGAUGUACUUCUUGAGAGCCACGUGUAUCCCUUGUUCAUUUGGGCAUGGUACUAACGGAAUUUGCUCAUGCCCUGGUUGUUAUAAGUACUACAGUCUACAGCAUUAUUUACGUGAAGUUUUAGAUGUCCAA